UCUGUUCUGUGUCAUGUGACCUCUCUGCAGGCUUCCUGCCUCCCAUCACGCAGCCCGAGAAGUUCUUCCUGUCGCAGCUGAUGUUGGCGCCGCCCAGAGAUCUCUUCAAGAAGACGCCGAGACAGGUGUCCUGCAUGGACGUCGGCAACAUGCCGCAGGCCAUCGAUAUCAGCGGGCUGCAGCUGGCGUUAGCAGAGCGUCAGUCGGAGCUGCCCACUCAGAGCAAAGCCAGCUUCCCGAGCAUCCUGAACGACCCCGACCCAGACUCCUCCAACUCCGGAUUCGACAGCUCCGUGGCCAAUCAGAUCAUAGAGUCUCUGGUCACGGGGCCCCGCCCUCCUCUGGAGAGUCACUUCCGCCCCGAGUUCAUCCGCCCGCCGCCGCCGCUCCACGUGUGCGAGGACGAGCUGGCGUGGCUGAACCCCACCGAGCCGGACCACAGCGUCCAAUGGGAUCGCUCCAUGUGUGUGAAGAACAGCACUGGUGUGGAGAUCAAACGCAUCAUGUCCAAGGCCUUCAAGAGCUCGCUGUCCGCCCAGCAGCAGUCACAGGUGAGCGCGGGUCACAG
This is a messenger RNA of Plectropomus leopardus (leopard coralgrouper), 568 nucleotides long. The record is from RefSeq and is a predicted model, not a curated record. NCBI's taxonomy places the organism in Eukaryota, Metazoa, Chordata, Actinopteri, Perciformes, Serranidae.